Molecule: messenger RNA, 7327 nt
Organism: Scaptodrosophila lebanonensis
Lineage: Eukaryota; Metazoa; Arthropoda; Insecta; Diptera; Drosophilidae
Exons: 14
Coding region: 177-7214 (2345 amino acids)
Biological process (GO): proteolysis
Cellular component (GO): extracellular region; membrane
Molecular function (GO): serine-type endopeptidase activity; chitin binding; protein binding
Source: RefSeq, a predicted model, not a curated record
CGGGAUCCGACAAGAAGAGAUUAAAUUUGAAAUUCGCGCGCGGAUGUUUGUUUUUAAAGUGAAAUUUUCAUUAUCAGUGAAUUCGUCAGAGUUCGAAAACAAUAUAUAAUAUAUACAGUAUAUUUGUGCUCUCAUACAUUAAUAAAAAGUAUAAACGGAAAAACAGGAAGAGACGGAUGCAACGCCUUGAGGCCAAAAUGGCCGCGUUAAAGUUGUUCAAUAGUUUGCUGCUUGGACUAGCGCUUCUAUCAGCUAUGCACGAAGCGCGGGCUUAUCACCCUGAACCGUCUUCGAGACAGGGUGGCUAUUAUAGCGGGCAAGGCGCUGGGUUAUCAGAAUCGACAGGUUACGGGAGCACCAGCGGCCAUGGCAGCUACAAUGCCAGAAUUCAAGAUCAGCAGCCGAUCUACGAACGUCCACCACGUACAGAGCAACAGGAUUCGCAAACCAAUGAGUACUUUGCGGGCUGUCCGGUGGACUUCACAGGUCUGCUGCCUUAUGCAUACGACUGUCAUCGGUUUCUGAAUUGCGACAAGGGCCGUGCUGAUAUACAAACCUGUGGUCCGGGUACAGGAUUCAAUCCCGAAACGCUUGUCUGCGACUAUGCCAACAAGGUCAACUGCGGCGUCAAUGCCGCUCUGGGUGCCCAGCAACAUGCUGAGCCCCAGCGCAACUCUCGAUUGUCGAGUGCAGAGGUUAAAUGUCCUCCAGGAUUAAAUGGACUCCAUCCACAUCCCACGGACUGCACCAAGUUCUUGAAUUGUGGUGCGGGACAAAUCUUCAUUCAAGAUUGCGGCCCUGGCACAGCAUUUAGCGCUUCUAUGCUAACGUGCGAUCAUCGCGAUAAGGUGGAUUGCGGAGAGCGGCUAUAUGGCCGCUUAUUAGAUGCACUUGAUGGCCACGUUGGCGGUGGUCUAAGUUGCCCGCCCGGAGCGCAUGGUCUGCAUUCGCAUCCCCACGACUUACACAAAUAUCUCAUUUGCGGAGGAGUAGGUGUUCAGACACGAGUGGAAACGUGUCAACCGGGCACGAUCUUCGACAGUCAAAGAUUGGUAUGUGUUUUUUCAGAUAACGCCGAGAGUCACUACGAAUUGUCCUGUAAGUUCCUAGCCUCUGUACACACCAGUGAUCUGUUCUGUCCCGAUGGCAUUGUGGGUGUCUUUGCGCAUCCGUUUGAUCAGACUAAGUUCUUGAAUUGCAAGGCUGGCAAGACAGGUGUUCAAAGCUGCGGGGCCUUUCAGGUAUUUAGCAUAUCAAAGGGUCAGUGCCUUCCAAAGGACAACCUGAUUCAUUCUGACUAUGUGGCCUACGUUGUCUCAGCUGUGAGCCAUGAGUAUUCGAUGAUGCUCACCAAUUGCCCACCAGGCACGGAUGGUCUUCACUUCUAUCCAUACGAUGCAGCCAAGUAUUUGUAUUGCGCUAGCGGUGGCAAAAUGUCCAUUAUGAGUUGUGAGGCCGAUAUGGCCUAUAGCAUAGGAAACCGUGCCUGUCGUGUACGUCGAUUUGUUAGUGUUGGCGAUCGUGUUAAGUUCUUCGCGGAACUGAGGUUGGAACAGAGAACCUACAGCUAUGUGGAAUCGCAAGCUUUCCAGUCUGCGCUAAGCUCCUGUCCGCCUAGCUUAAACGGUGCCUACCCCUACUCCUUUCAUCCGACCAAGUACGUGCUUUGCCAGCACGGUUUACUACACGUGGAAUCAUGUCCAAUCGGCUCUGUAUUCAGUCUAUCGCAGCACAAGUGUUUGAAAAGUAACGUCCUGCUGGCUCAUGACAGUCUUGAUCACACCUAUAUUAUUACCAAUUCUCAGUUGGAGCACAGUCUGUCCACUGAGCUUAUGCAGGACCUGACCACAAUUACUUGUCCACCGCAUGCCCAGGGGUACUAUCUGCAUCCCUUUGACUGCACCAAGUUCAUCAGCUGUCGCGAUCAGCAGACUCUAAUCGAGACCUGCGAAAAUGGUGGAGUUUUUAGCAUCUCUCAGCGCCGAUGUGUGGCGCGCGAUCAAUUAGACGCCUAUGAUCGUGUUGAGUAUCUGGUCGAAACGCAACACGAGUUUGUUGAGGAGCAGCAAAAUCAGCGGGAACGGGUUCAGGCACACUUCACUGGAAACUCAAUCACGAACAUUCAUUUGACAGGCUCCGGGGAAGUAACCUGUGCUGUGGGGGCCACUGGUCUACAACCGCAUCCCUAUGAUUGCAACAAGUUUCUGAACUGUGCUAAUGGCCAAACUUUUGUUCAAAAUUGCGGUCCGGGUACCUCGUUUAAUCCUGCCAUUGGUACGUGUGACCAUGCGGACAAGGUCGAUUGCAGUGCGCAGAAAGAACCCGAUAGCAUAAGCCACAGUAGCAGCAGCUGGAGCCAAAGCGGUAGCGGUGGUGGAGGCAGUAGUUGGAGCCAAAGCGGUAGCGGUGGUGUAGGCGGUAGCUCGAGUGUUAGUCUUGGUAAAGGACUGAGUGCGUCAAGUAAUCUUCAGGGCGGACAAUUUGAAGGAACGAGCAACUCUAUCGACUAUAUUAAAUGUCCGCAGACGUCCUAUGGCCUUUUUGCCCAUCCUUUUGAUGCCACACUGUUUCUGCGCUGCGCUGAUGGAAGAACACUUGUUCAGCAUUGCUCACCUAGUGAAGUUUUUAGCCUCUCACGUAGCUAUUGCUUACCCCUAGAUCAAGUGCCCAGUAGCGAUCGUGUAUCUUUCAUGAGUUCCAACCAAAGUGUUAGUGUGACCACGACCCAGGCCAUUGAAUCGCUAAGCUGUCCACGAAACUUUCUGGGUAAAUACGUUUACCCCUUCGACUGUGUCAAGUUUAUCAGCUGCGAAGCAGGCGCUACUUAUCUGCUAAGUUGCCCGGCAGGCAUGCACUUCAGCUUUUCACGUCGCAUCUGUCUAUCUUUGACUGAGGUUCAGAGCGAAGAUCGUGUCCAUACGGCCAGUGAGCUGCAAGAGUUCUACGAAUGGUGGCUAUUAUGGAGCAGACAGAGGCAGCUGCAACAACAGAGCUUUGCCAUCACCUGCCCCUCCGGCGUAAUGGGGCCCUAUCAACAUCCUUUCGUCGCCAGCAAAUUUCUUAGUUGUCGGCCAGGGCAAUCGCUCAUCUACGAUUGCCCCGAGAAUAAACUUUUUAGCAUUUCACGCCGUUUGUGCGUGCCGCAGUGGGAAUUGUUGGCUGAAGACCGUUGCGACUACCAGGUGGUAAUGCUGAACAAUAAAGUAAAUCGGGAGCCCAAGUCAUAUGGUGGAAUUGGUGAUGGCGGUACACAUUUGGGUCCUUGGGAAGUUGGAACCACCACGACAAUGACGAAGACUACCAAUAAUGACCGCUGGACUAACAUGAAUAUGCAAAGACCACAAGGCAUUGGCUUUGGCCAACAGCAGCCGUCGCCAUCUGGCUAUCCACAUCACGGUUCGAUCUAUCAGAACACGCAGGUACCGCAGCCUGGAGGCUGGUAUGGCGAAGGCAGCCGUUUCGAGCUUGCGGCUCCAACACAGAGCGUGCUUUAUGUCGAAGGCUCUCUACAACCAAAUCGUAAUUAUAAACCAACUGCCACGCACACAGUCUAUAAGGCGCCCCUAGAACCUUUAGCAACAACGACCACAACCAAUAUUUACUAUGCAGAGCCCGUGGAUAGCAUGGAGCUCGUUAACAGUUGGCCACAAAAGCCACAAGCUCCGCGACAAAAUUAUAGUCGCGAAAUAAACUAUCACUCGAACACAAACGAUGACUGGCAGCCGCUGCCCAGUCAGCCACCUAGACCUUUUUUCGAGCCCAGACCAGGCAGAACACAAAAGUUCCCAUCGCUAGCAGAAGCACCAGAAUCUGGACAACGUCCUCUGGACCUAGAUUAUAGUCCCACUGACAUAUCUCAACGUACCAAAGUCGCCAACGGACAACCUUCUGGCCCAUAUGCCAACUCCCUUGCCACAACCCCAAAAUAUCCACGACAAUUUCAUCCAGCCAAACCUAUUUAUCAGGGACCCACAGACGAUGGCUCAGGACAGAAACCUCAAGAGUUAGACUAUAGUCCUAAAGACGACUCUUCAACUUCCAAACGCUAUCCAUCAGGUUCUCCUCAUGUGCCGGCCAACCACAGACCUAUCUAUGAUGAAUCUAAUUUAUAUGGCGGACUUUUACCACCUCUGCCGACUCCCGUACCCCAACAAACAACUCCCUCUUCCACCAAUGUUCGCACUUUUCCUAUAUAUCCACCAUUGGCCAAUGCCAGCGCUUCCCAGCAACCCCACUAUCCUCACUACAGUCCAGGCUAUGCAGCAGUAGCUCACUCACACAAUACAUCCUGGCAAAAAGCACCAAACGCCGUAACAAAUCGGUUCAAUCCACAAAUAGAAAAGUUAGAUCCUCAGCAGCCGCUAGAUCCAUUUGAUACGCAACAGGAAGAGACAGAGCCCCAGUAUGAUUAUGAAGAAGAAUCCCAACUAAAUGUUGUUACGUCGACAACCGAGCGACGUCUUCUAUCACCACCGCCCUUCAACCAUCACUUCUAUAAUCCUUCGAAAACAGCGCCCAUUCCAACACGACCCACAGACCCUAUAUCCCAGUUACCGAUUAGUGACGCCCUGCGUCUUAUGCUUCGUCCCUAUUUGAAUCACAGUGGAACGAUUGAGGACGAUGUCGCUCAACGUGCCGAAUCUCAAAUUAUGUCCGUUUUAAAUAGGCCGCUCAAAGAGGAAACCACAACACCUAUGUCCAUACUGAUAACGACUACAACCAUACAGCCGGACGAUGACGCCGAACUGAUUGUGGCUGGCGAGCAGGAAAGCCUUCACAAUGCUGACGACGACUCUGUUAAUGUUGCAGAUAAGGGCGAAACCGCACGUACUGAACACACCCUUCAUCCAAAUCCCACCACAUAUACAUCCAACGAUGAUGUAACCAAUUUCCACGUUGGCGCACGUGGCACCCGAAAGGUAGACACCGAUAGAAAUAAUUGGCAGACGCAUGGUCACACUCGUGGCUUCCAUCUGCGUCAUCCAAAUCUCCCCGAUCCAUUUGACAAGCCACGAAAGGACGAUGACCAGGACAAACACCACAAUAGACACCUACACCCCUCUCAUACACACUUCCACCAUCAACAUAGUCGCGCUUACCAUGAUAAGCAUCCCGAUAUGCCCAAUCCGUUCAAGCACGAGUCACAUCAGCAUAGCGAAGCCUUUCAUCGUCGUCGUCCAGAUCUGCCGAAUCCAUUUGCUGCACACAGUGAGGAAAAGACAGAAGUGUCUGAGGUGCCGAAGCAGGUGGAGGAGUCACAAACUUCAGAUGAGUCAGAGUUUCUGCCUCAUUUCAAUGCCGAAGCCACCACGCCUAAAGGGGUGAUCGAGCACGACAUAAUCGACUUUCUGUCGCGAGGAAACUUUGAUGCCAACCCCACGAAUGCCCGCACUCCCACCCCUCCUUGCGAGUUUGAUUGCAACAAUGGGAGACAUUGUAUCAAGAAAGCUCAAGUUUGCGACGGCGUGAACAACUGCGGGAAUCGCAAGGACGAGCAACAAUGUGACCAUCUGGGCUAUGAAGUGCGUCUUACUGGUGGUGAAAAGGCUCACAUGGGACGAAUUGAAGUGAAAGUAAAUGGAAAGUGGGGAUACGUCUGUGACGACAAGUUUGGACUACGCGAUGCUGAUGUCAUCUGCCAUGAGCUGGGAUACAAAAUGGGUGCACUUGAGGUGCGUGGCAGUUCCUUUUAUCCCCCGAUUGAGCGCAACUUCAACUAUGCCAUGGAUGAAGUUGAUUGCCGUGGCAAUGAGACAAAGCUGAAGGAUUGCGACUUCAAAGGCUGGGGUGUACACAAUUGUGGCCCUGAUGAGGUAGUGGGUGUGGUCUGUAAAGUGCCAGCGUUAAAGUGCCCCAAUAACUACUGGCUUUGCUCCACAUCUAAAGAGUGCAUUCCGCCGGCAUUUGUCUGUGAUCAUACAGCGGACUGUGCAGAUAAGUCGGAUGAGAGCGACGUUAUCUGUAAGGCACCCAUACAAUAUCGUCUUGAGGGUGGACGGAGCCAAAAUGAGGGUCGUCUGGAAGUCAAGUACCAUGGCGUGUGGGGCAGUGUGUGUGACGAUGACUUUACUUUAAAAUCUGCUCAGGUGGCCUGCAACUCUUUGGGCUACUAUGGACCAGCGCAAAUUGAGAAGAACAUUUUCGGGCCUAGCAAUGGACCUAUUUGGUUGGAUCAAGUAUCAUGCUAUGGCAACGAGUCUUCUAUUGACAAGUGCAAUCAUUGGAACUGGGGCGAGCACAACUGCAAUCAUACUGAGGAUCUGGGCCUGCUUUGUAAGGCGGGACCCCCGCCACGCCCUCGAACUCGCCUGCAGGCCCUUAGUGUGAAUGCAACCAAGAAUGCGCAAAACACAGCUAAUAGCUUGGCCGAUAUUGGACUGUGGGAGCGUUCGAGUAAGGCUCUAAAUACUCCGCGGCGUUGCGGUAUCUUCAAGGACGAUCUUGAGGAUGAGUACGCACACCCAGAGCAGCGCGUAGUUCAAGGCGCCGUGGCGCGACGUGGCCGUCAUCCCUGGCAGGCUACUAUACGCACACGUGGACGAGCCGGCGUCUCUAGCCAUUGGUGUGGAGCUGUGCUGAUCUCCAAACGACAUCUACUUACUGCCGCCCACUGUGUCUAUGGGCACCCGAAAGGAGCAUAUUUUGUGCGCUUGGGUGACCAUUAUGCCAACAUUGCUGAGUCCUCCGAGGUCGAUUCGUUUAUUGAGAGAUGGUAUGUGCAUGAGAAGUUCCGCGAUCAAACCCACAUGAACAAUGAUAUUGCCGUCGUGGUGCUUAAGAGCCCAGUGAAGUUUAGUGAUUAUAUUCAGCCGAUCUGUCUACCAGACCGUGGCGCGUAUCAUCAAGCAAAUCGCAAUUGUACUAUAUCUGGCUGGGGCUCCAUUAAAUCGGGCGUGUCAACUCCUUCGCAUAUCCUGCGUUCGGCCCAGUUACCCAUCUUACCGGAUGAAACCUGUAAACAGAAACACGUGUAUGGUGAUGCCAUGAGCGAUGGCAUGUUCUGUGCCGGACAAAUGGACGAAAGCGUUGAUGCCUGUGAGGGCGAUUCGGGAGGUCCUCUUGUCUGCUCCGAUGAGGAUGGCGAAACCUUGUACGGUCUUAUAUCAUGGGGUCAACACUGUGGCUAUGCUAAUAAGCCUGGCGUAUAUGUGCGUGUUAGUCAUUAUAUCGAUUGGAUCUACGAGAAGAUCAAUUUGAGCUUGACACGCGGCUAACCUUAAAGCUAAGUAUAAUACAAGCAACAUGAAAAUUAACAUUACAUUUCUCCAUAAGUACAUAAAUGCUUAAUGAUUAAAAUACAACAAUAAUUGGUAUUGCAUUUUUUGAA